Dracunculus medinensis (Guinea worm) is the source of this 2331-nucleotide messenger RNA. The record is from the annotation of a GenBank genome assembly. Lineage: Eukaryota; Metazoa; Nematoda; Chromadorea; Rhabditida; Dracunculidae.
AUGUCGCGUAUUUCAGUUUCAACUUCAACUUCAGAAUCAGUGGAAAGUAUUUUUUCAGAGAAUUGUGAUGAUGAAAAAAUUAGCAUGGAAAAUUUCGCUCUUCUCAAAGUGCUCGGCAAAGGAGCAUAUGGAAAAGUGUUUUUGGCGAGGAAGGUCGGAGGUCACGACCAUGGUACCGUUUACGCAAUGAAAGUUUUAAGAAAAAGUCGUGUUAUUUGCAAGCCAAAAACUGUUGAACAUACUAUGGCUGAACGACAUGUUUUAGAACGCCUUAAAGGAUUACCAUUUUUAGUUAAUCUUGUAUAUGCAUUUCAGUCCGAUUCAAAAUUACAUAUUGUUAUGGAAUUUGUUCGUGGUGGUGAGCUUUUUACUCAUUUAUGUAGUCGAGGAUUAUUCGAUACAAAUACGGCUAAAUUUAUUAUUGCCGAAUUAGUGGUUGCUAUCGAUAGUGUACAUAAGCGAGAUGUGGUUUAUCGUGAUCUUAAACUGGAAAAUAUUUUAUUAAGUGAAGAUGGUCACAUAAAAUUGACUGAUUUUGGUCUCAGUAAGCAAUUAUCAGAUAAUGAAAUUCAAAGGACGAGUUCGUAUUGUGGCACGAUUGAAUAUAUGGCACCAGAAGUAAUUCAUCGUCCUUCAGAUGGUUACGACGAAACCGUUGACUGGUGGAGUUUAGGAGUUAUUGCUUUCGAAUUACUUACAGGAUGUUCGCCUUUUACAGUCGAUGGACAAUCAAAUAAUAGUCGAGACAUUGCAAAGAGAAUAUUGUCGAAGUGUGUUCCUUUUCCGAGAGAUUUCGAUCGACUAGCAAUGGAUUUUAUCAGUCGUUUACUGGAAAAAUCUCCGCGAAGACGUCUUGGUCGAAAGGGCGCUGAGGAGAUCAAAAGGCAUCCGUUCUUAGCCGAUAUUGAUUGGGAUAAAUGUGAGAAGAAACGAUUGGUACCACCGAUUAUACCAACUAUACGCAACGACAUGGAUGUAACGAAUUUUGCUGUUGAAUUCACUAAUCAAGUACCACUUUAUUCGCCAGCUGACCCUCCUAUGAACGCUUGUAAUUUAUUUCGAGGAUAUUCGUUCGUUUCACCAUCGGUAAUUUUCUCGAAUAAUAAUGUAAUUGGUGAAGAAUGCUUAGCCGAUGAUUUUCAAUUACUUAUGUCGACAUCACCUUUCUUUUCGAAGUACAAAUUGGAUCGAACAGAAGAGGGAUUUCUAGGUCGUGGAUCUUUUUCAGUAUGCAGAAAAUGCGAACGGCUAGAAGAUGGUGCGAUGUUCGCUGUAAAAAUCAUAUCACAAAGGUUUCAUGCACAAGCAACACGCGAAGCGAAUAUUUUAGAAUUGGUCAGUGCUCAUCCAAAUAUUGUUCGCUUAAUUGAUGUCGUUUCCGAUAGUCUUCAUAUUUAUUUGAUAUUGGAAUUGCUUGAAGGUGGUGAAUUGCUGUCGCGGAUUAAGGCGAUGAGCAGUUUCACCGAAGCUCAAGCUGGUGUUAUUAUGAAGCAGUUGGUUUCUGCCGUUUCUUAUUUACAUUCGAAGAAUGUCGUUCACCGAGAUCUAAAACCAGAGAAUAUCUUAUUCGAAAAUAAAGAUACUCAAGCGAAAUUACGACUUGUUGAUUUUGGAUUCGCUCGUAUUCUACCAUCAGCCGCGGAGCAUUUAACAACGCCUUGUUUCACAUUACAUUAUGCAGCUCCAGAAGUUUUGGAAAGUGAUGAUCAACUACCACAGUAUAAUGAACAAUGCGAUUUGUGGAGUCUUGGAGUUAUUCUGUUUACAAUGCUGAGUGGCAACGUACCAUUUCAUGCUCGUCGAAAAGAUGAAUCGGCCACUGACAUAAUGACUCGUAUCCGAAAUGCACAAUUCUCAUUUGAUGGUCCUCAGUGGCGAGAAGUUAGCACUGAGGCAAAAACUUUGAUCACAUCAUUAUUAACAGUGGAUCCCGUAAAGCGAUUAUCACUAAUAGAAUUGCAAAAUCAUCCAUGGUUGCUUGAUGCAGCAGCACAAAAUGAAACACCACUGCAAACUCCGACCACAUUAAUGAUGUCACAUACAGCUGAAACAUUUAAUGAAACAAUGAACGCCUUUCUAAUUGCGAACCGAGACGGAUUUCAUCUAAUGGAGGUCACAGCUGCGCCACUUCUAGUUAAACGUCGAGGAUUAAAACGUAAAAGCGGAAAUGAAUCAGUUGUCGAGUCGAAUAAAAAGUCAACAAUGAUAAGAUGCGAAUUGGAGAGUGUUCCAGAGGCUGUUUCACCUGAAAUGACAAGGCCAGAUACUUCUCUAAUGGAAUACAGGACACCGAAGCCACCAACGAUAAGAGACACACGUGAUUCUGAUUAA